This is a messenger RNA of Mesorhabditis belari, 378 nucleotides long. Lineage: Eukaryota; Metazoa; Nematoda; Chromadorea; Rhabditida; Rhabditidae. The record is from the annotation of a GenBank genome assembly.
AUGUCAGACACACUCUUCUGGCAAAGAUGUGUCGGCUCAACAACGACAACGACGACAACGACAACGACAACGACGACAACGACAACGACAACGACAACGACAACGACAACGACAACGGCAACGACAACGACAACGGCAACGACAACGACGACGACAACGACGACAACGGCAACGACGACAACGACGACAACGGCAAUGACGACAACGGCAAUGACGACAACGGCAACGACGACAACGGCAACGACGACAACGACAACGACAAACGGCAACGACGACAACGGCAACGACGACAACGGCAACGAAAUGCUAGACAACGACAACGAUAACGAAAACGACAACGAAAUGCUAGACAACGACACGCUGACAACGAUGCAGCUU